AUGGGACAGACCACAUCGAAGGAGAAUAACUCGAAGGUAUUCCAACCUCAGACCCCUGUCGAGGUUAGUGGGCGUUUGUCGAACUCGAUCCAGUCUAACCCCGAGACUGAUUUCACCCGCAACCAGCGCACAAACAAGUACAUAGAGGACAAGGUUGCCGAGCGCAUGUACCAAGCUCGGAUUGACGCAGAGGCCGAGCUGGAGCAGGCCAAGCAGAAGAUCAAGGAAAUCGACGAGGGACGUAUUGCCAAGACCGACAGCAAAAAAAUUAAGGACCAACUAGAAAAAUUGCACAACGAGCUGUCGUCUCGGCCCAAGAAGGGUGCUCUUAACAAGGCGAGCGAGACUGCGCGGGCCAAACUCAUUGAGUGCUUUGAGAAGAACAAGAACCGGCCACUGAACUGCCGGGCUGAGUAUGACGAUUUCCAUGCUCAGGUCAAGCGGAUGGAGGAGAUUCUUGAGUUGUAAUACACAAAACAAAAAAACAAAGCUGUGCGCAGAAUCACUCCCGUCCUGAACUCUUUGUAGUAAAUCCUAUCUGUCUUUGAAUAACUAAUGCUACUGCUUUUAUCGCAAAUGCUAAUGCUAAACCGCGACAGGGACUUUUCACUUGGAGGGUGGGGCGCGCAUAGUCAAAGAGCCUCCGCUAUAUUCAAUUUGGAUACACCGUGGAAUACAAACUAAAAUACUGCGAAAUAGAUAAAUUUCAACGUCCCUUCCGAAUAGAAAAG
Messenger RNA from Wickerhamiella sorbophila, 731 nucleotides. RefSeq names its product MICOS complex subunit MIC19. The record is from RefSeq and is a predicted model, not a curated record. The transcript has a single exon. Bases 1 to 468 code for a protein of 155 amino acids. NCBI's taxonomy places the organism in Eukaryota, Fungi, Ascomycota, Dipodascomycetes, Dipodascales, Trichomonascaceae.